Molecule: messenger RNA, 2295 nt
Organism: Centropristis striata (black sea bass)
Lineage: Eukaryota; Metazoa; Chordata; Actinopteri; Perciformes; Serranidae
Product: gastrula zinc finger protein XlCGF57.1-like
Exons: 2
Coding region: 290-1906 (538 amino acids)
Biological process (GO): regulation of transcription by RNA polymerase II
Cellular component (GO): nucleus
Molecular function (GO): DNA-binding transcription factor activity, RNA polymerase II-specific; RNA polymerase II cis-regulatory region sequence-specific DNA binding
Source: RefSeq, a predicted model, not a curated record
CAGUUAGUAGCAGUUUCUUUAUUGUUCGUGAGAAAGUUUGUGUUGUGAUCCGUCAGAGCCUCUGUGUGUCCGGAUAAACCUGUCUGAAUGGACUUUGUGCUGUUCACCUUUUCUUUCUGGAUGUUUUACCUCUGACUCAUCUCCCAGAAGACUACAAAGACAUUCAAGUUAGCUUAGCAUGCUAGCUGGUUAGCACCACAGCGCUAGUCAGAGUGACUGUUUAAUGGAGAGCAAACUGUGUUUCUGACGGAGUUUGUGUGGAGAAAAAGUUGGUGUCACUGUGUGAAAAAUGUCUAAAGUCCAAACGGUGAGAGCGCUGGUGGAGCAGCGACUGACUGCGGCUGCUGAAGAGAUAUUUGGGCUGUUUGAAAGAACGAUAGCAGAGUACGAGGAGGAAGUUUGUCGUUCAAAAGAGAAGAAUGAGCGACAACAGAAACUACUGGACGCUGUUUUCAACCCUCAGAUUCAGCUACACAGAGCAGACGUUCAGCAGCUGUCGGUGAGCGAAGAAGAGUUUCCCUCUGAGCAGCAGGAGAGGAGCUGCAGUCUGGACCAAGACCAGGACCAGGAGGAGCCAGAGCCCCCAUACAUUAAAGAGGAACAGGAGGAACCUUGGAGCAGUCAGGAGGGAGAGCAGCUUCAGGGGCUGGAGGAGGCUGAUAUCACCAAGUUCACAUUCACUCCUGUCCCUGUGAAGAGUGAAGAAGAUGAAGAGAAACCUCAGUCCUCACAGCUUCAUCAAACACAAACUGAACAGAUAGAAACAGAAGCUGAUGGAGAGGACUGUGGAGGACCAGAACCAGACAGGAACUCUGAUCCAGAUCCACAUUUACAACCUGAUACUGAGGACGAGUCUGCAGACUCUUCUGAACCUGAGACUGAUGACAGUGCUGACUGGAAGGAGACCAGGGAACCUCAGUCAGGUUUGAACUGUUUGAAAAAAGAUGGCGGCCCUGUCAGAGAUUCCAGAUUUAGUGCUGAUGAGAAACGAUUUAGCUGCUCUGAGUGUGGGAAAAGAUUUGGCUACAAGUACCAUUUGAAGAGACAUAUGAGACUCCACACAGUAGAGAAACGUUUAAGCUGCUCAGUUUGUAAGAAAGCUUUUACACAGAGUGGACAUUUAAAGUCACACAUGAGACUCCACACAGGAGAGAGACCUUUCAGCUGCUCAGUUUGUAAGAAAACUUUUACACUGAAUGGAACUUUAAAGUCACACAUGAGACUCCACACAGGAGAGAGACCUUUCAGCUGCUCAGUUUGUAAGAAAACUUUUACACGGAGUGCACAUUUAAAGUCACACAUGAGUCUCCACACAGGAGAGAGACCUUUCAGCUGCUCAGUUUGUAAGAAAACUUUUACACUGAGUGGAACUUUAAAGUCACACAUGAGACUCCACACAGGAGAGAGACCUUUCAGCUGCUCAGUUUGUAAGAAAACUUUUACACUGAGUGGACAGUUAAAGGCACACAUGAGCCUCCACACAGGAGAGAAACCUUUCAGCUGCUCUGUUUGUAAGAAAACUUUUACACAGAGUGGAACUGUAAAGUCACACAUGAGACUCCACACAGGAGAGAAACCUUUCAGCUGCUCAGUUUGUAAGAAAACUUUUACAGAGAGUGGAACUUUAAAGUCACACAUGAGACUCCACACAGGAGAGAAACCUUUCAGCUGCUCAGUUUGUAAGAAAACUUUUACACGGAGUGGACAUAUAAAGUCACACAUGAGAGUCCACACAGGAGAGAAACCUUUCAGCUGCUCAGUUUGUAAGAAAACUUUUACAUGGAGUGGACAUUUAAAGUCACACAUGAGAGUCCACACAGGAGAGAAACCUUUCAGCUGCUCAGUUUGUAAGAAAACUUUUAAACAUUGUGAAACUUUGAAGAAACACAUGAGACUCCACACAUGAGAGAAACCUUUCAUAAAUGUGCUGGCCGUUCAUCCUCAAAGUUUCAUCAAACUGAGGAGAACAAAGAGGCAGAGCCUCCAGCCAGCAGCCCGCAUGAAGAGAUGCAAACAUCUUCUUCAAUCUUUUUAAAGGACUCAAGAAAGAUUUUCAAGUCUUUUUUAAAUGCUACAAAGCUUGUAGUAACUUUUAUAAAAAUGUAAUCUGUUUGUAUGAAAUGUACCUACAAUCUCAAUAUAAUUAAACAAUACUUUCUUUUCCAUGAUGUGAUAUGAUAUUAAUUUUUUUAUUUUUUUUAUUUUUUUCAAAACAAACUUUCAUCAACUGAUAUUUUAAUUCAAUAUUUGAUUGUAGAAGUGUAACAUUUACAACUUUUUUAAACAGAAAAAAUA